AUUUCACAUUGACGAACUCAUGUCAAGUGAUAAACUAUUCCAUAUGAACGUGUUUGAUGACUGUUUCACCUUGCCAGAAACCUACUAGCAAACUACAUAGAAGGACAUAGUACAAUUUCCUAUGCAGGGGGCCAAAUCAAUGACUUAUUCAUAAGUUGAUACAAACCUUCAAUUUUAUGAGAAAUUCCAAGAACGAGCAAAUGCUAACAAAGAACCCAAAUUAAACAUUUUGGCCAAAGAGAUUUUUUAUUGCCUGGAAAACAAAAACUAUGAGCAGAACAGUUUUAAACUUAAAAUGUAUACCUAGACUUAUUGGGGUAUUGUCACGACCAACUCUCAAUGGAGGAUUAUCUCAAGUUUAUAAGUGGCGUGGUCACCGGGAUUUAGAUAGAAAAUGUGCCUAUUACAUGUUCUGUUCUCAUCAACCUUUCCACUCACUGUGCCUUGGUCAUCAGAGUUCAGCUUGGCAUGGACAGGAAGGAAACUCUGAUUUGUUAUUAUCACAAAAUAAUCACAUGUUAUCCUACUGCCAGAAAAGAGGAAAAGCUAAAGGAAAGGUGAAGGGCAAGAAAGACAAGAAAGAAAAGAGAAAUCAACCAGAAAAACAAGAUGUUGAUGAUGAUGAGGACUUUGCUUCCCUGCAGAAGUUUAAGGUCCAACUUCAAUGGCAAUGUGAUCACUUGAAGGAACAAUACAUCACACAACUGGGACUUCGUACUAAUACCAGUUCCUACGAAUUUCUAGAUGUAAAAAUAGAUAAAUCACAAACUCUUCCUUUAAACCAACUGGCCCAGGUCAUACAGAAAUCUCCACAAUUGGUACAGAUCAACAUGGACGCCUCCCCACAGUAUAUGAAAGAAGUAAAGGCUGCCCUGAUAGAAAGUGGAUUGAAUGUAAACCCACAACAGGAAGGAACCUCUCUGUUUAUAAACGUCCCAAAGGUGACAAGAGAACACAGAGAAAAUUUAGCAAAAAAUGCUGAAAAGCUAUAUAAAGAUGCCAAACAACUGAUGGUCCAAUAUCAAAAUAAACAAUUGAAAGUAGCAAAACGCAAUGAAGACAAAGAGAUGGAUGCAGAAGUAAGAAAACUGUACAAUGAACACUUAAAAAAGGCUGAAGAUAUGAUGACAAAGAAACAGAAGGACCUGUUGGGAUAAUAAUAAAGAUAUUUCAAUUAGAAUGUUAUAAUCCUGUAUUGAUCACUUCAGUGUAAUAAAGUAUUAUUGGUAGCUGA
Pecten maximus is the source of this 1234-nucleotide messenger RNA. RefSeq names its product ribosome-recycling factor, mitochondrial-like. The transcript is spliced from 8 exons. Lineage: Eukaryota; Metazoa; Mollusca; Bivalvia; Pectinida; Pectinidae. Gene Ontology annotation, cellular component: mitochondrion. The coding region runs from base 270 to 1157 and encodes 295 amino acids. Gene Ontology annotation, biological process: translation. The record is from RefSeq and is a predicted model, not a curated record. Gene Ontology annotation, molecular function: ribosomal large subunit binding.